AUGGCGACCAUUCAGCAGCGAUCGAGCAACAAGCUCUCAGUCUCUUCGAACAGAAGCUCAGAUGGCCUCUACAAGCAUCGUCAAAGCAUGCUCUUCCGAGAACUGGAAAUUUUACUUGAACUCACACCGAGCACCUUCAGCUCACCACUUCUGGCCCUUCCAAGAGAGAUCCGCGAUCAGAUAUUCAAUUAUGUGCUGCCGGAUCCCACAAGAAACCGUCCGGAACUCCAUACUUGCCUAUGGGGCGCGGAGAUGUCCAAUGGAGAACCCUGGAGACACGACAUUUUCGGAUAUGGAUCAACCGUAGCCAAAGCAUCGCGACUACGACCUGAGCUUCUCUUGAUCAACAAACAAAUUCGGGACGAGCUGCUUCACAAUUACUACCGCCGCAGCAAGAUCACUCUGCACGCUGAACUACGGAAUACGCGGACGAAUAACGACUAUUUCGAGUUCUCACAGCACAUCCUUCAACUACCCAUGUUGAAGCACAUAACACACAUACGCUUCUACGUUGAAUGGAACUACACGACGCUGAAAAAUGGAGGGAGGGAUCGCAUGAUGAAAGACCAGACACGUAUGACGAAGAACCUCCUCGCCUCCAUGGAUAAGAUCGCCCUGUUACUACAGUGCAUCGAGACGAUCGAGCUAUCAGUACUCUUCUUCUGGAAAUUCCGGAGCGGGAAAAUGUACAGUCUUUCCAUGCAGGACCUCUUUGACCUCGAAGACGUGUUCAAGCGCUGCGCAGAGCUGCCCUGGCUUGGUUUACUCGGCGAAAAUGACCUACCUGGGAAGAAGAAGACGACUACUUCCACCUACCUCAGCCCGACUUCGGCAACGACGAACUCUUCGGCGGGUGUGGGCUACAAGAUGUCGACGGAGAAGAAGGGUACGGAGCAGAGUGGAGGCAUGGAGAUUUGCAUCAGUCGUGACCUGGAGGAUGCGAUGGAGGAGAGGAGAAAGAGUAGUGUUGACUUUUUCGGCAACUACGAAGUCACAGAGCCUUUGCCUCAACCUUGUUAUCGGCAUGGUGCUAUGAUAUGA
This is a messenger RNA of Alternaria ventricosa, 1041 nucleotides long. RefSeq lists its product as uncharacterized. The transcript has a single exon. The coding region runs from base 1 to 1041 and encodes 346 amino acids. The record is from RefSeq and is a predicted model, not a curated record. Lineage: Eukaryota; Fungi; Ascomycota; Dothideomycetes; Pleosporales; Pleosporaceae.